AUGCCGCGACAACUUCAGGAUGGGUCCGAAUGGAAAGAGACACCCUUCGAACUCGUGCCACAAUGGACGCGAGACCCUUCCAUUCCCGCCAUCGAAGUUGUGUGUCGGGAGCACCUGAGCAUCCCUCCGGAAGACCCCUGCACCGUGUUUUUCCACACCUCUGGUCUCUUUAACAAACUCUACAUUGUUGAAUACGCCCAACGCCGUGUCAUCAUGAGGGUCACGCUGCCUGUGUAUCCCGGCCUCAAAACGCGUGCCGAAGUGGCCACACUGCGGUGGGUGCGCGAAAACACCAUGAUUCCGGUUCCCGAGGCACUGGACUUUGACGACAGUAACGAUAAUGAAAUCGGAUUUGAGUGGAUCUUGAUGGAGUUUAUAGAGGGCACACCAGCACAUAGACGGUGGCGGACCAUGUCGAUGGAGCAGAAAGUCGCCUUCACAAAACAACUCGCCACAUUCCAAGCUGAGCUUUCGGGCUUUGGGAAACCAGAGGCCAUGCUCCGUGGAAUAGGAACGCUGGAACUCCGGGAGUUUGAGAAGGGGAAAGAGAUCGAAGGUCUGGGAAAGGUUGCUCCCGGUAUGCUUGUGUCCCAUGAGUUCUUUAUGGGUGAUCGAUUUCAGUACGAUAUCCCAAGGGGUCCCUUUCACUCCAGCCGCGACUGGCUCACCGCAGAGUUGAACAUCGUCAUGCUUGACCAGAAAGCAAUCAUCGACAGCUCCGAGGACGAAGACGACAAAGAAGAUGCUGGAGAGGUUAUUACGGUGGCGCAGAAAUUGCUCUCUCUUAUUCCGAAAGUGUUCCCUCCCAACCUGGACGAGCCAGAGACAACAGUUCUUUACCACCACGAUCUCCACCUUAAAAACAUCUUGGUAAGCGAAGAAGGGGAAAUCACAGCCGUUUUGGAUUGGGAAUGCGUCUCGGCCAUGCCUCUCUGGAUGACGACUAAGGUUCCCAGAUUUCUUGAUGAGCCUGUUCGAGAGGAGGAGCCACAACGGGACACGUAUGCCGAUGAGACACCUGAGCAGGCUGCGGCCGCGGAAGAAAGGCGCCAUGAUCCGGACUACCUCGACAGUGAAGGCAAAAACAGCCUGUACUUCAUCCAUAAAAUGGAGUACGAAGCAACGCAGUUGCGGAAAGUUUACAAAGCGACCUUGAGACAGUUAUGGCCGGGUUGCCCACAGGGAGAAGAAACCUUGAUGGAGGUGAACUUCCACCAUGCUGUAUCACAAUGCGACGGGAUAUGGGUGAAAAUGGCAGGCAGAUGGGCUGACCGCGUGCUGGCCGGUGAGUCCAUACUGUUGGAGGACGCCUGA
Molecule: messenger RNA, 1314 nt
Organism: Podospora pseudocomata
Lineage: Eukaryota; Fungi; Ascomycota; Sordariomycetes; Sordariales; Podosporaceae
Exons: 1
Coding region: 1-1314 (437 amino acids)
Source: RefSeq, a predicted model, not a curated record